UAUCUUUUCAUCUCUACCUCAGGAUCUUUUUUCCUCUCUUCCUCUUUCUCUAUCAUCAGUAAACCCACGCUUCCUGUCUCUCUCUCCAUACGCACUCUUGAGCCUGAGUGUGCAGCACCUGUGCAGACUGGAGUUUGUCGGGCCGAGGCAGAAGGUUUUUUUUUUUUCUUUUUCUCUUGUCUGUGUGUGUGUGUGUGUGUGUGUGAGAAGAACAGGAGAGGGAGGGGAGACAACACCCAGGAACACCUGACCAACAUUUCAUCAAGAUAUGUGGAGACUUAGGAACUGAUCUCCUCCUUCAGCUUUUCCCAAGCUGUUUGUUUAUCUGUUUUUUUAUUGCAACACCUGGAAUGCUUAACGUGGACUGAUGGAUGUUUCCGAACUGUGCAUCCCCGACCCUCUCUGCUACCACAACCAGUUGCUAACCAGAAUGCCCUCUGAGGACCGACAUCUAUCCUCCAGCUGUGGUUCUUACGUCAAAACCGAGCCUUCCAGUCCUUCCUCCUCACUAGUCGACACCGGGAGUCACCACAGUCCCAGCGGCAACUCUGACGCCAGUGGCGGCUACAUUAACGGCACCAGCGGACGCUCACACGCCCUGGACUCCCCACCCAUGUUCAACCCGGGAAUGCUGGGAGGCGGCAGUGCCUGCCUACGCCGCUACGAGGAGUGCUCCGGCAGCAUGGCAGACGACUCGCCGAUCAAGUGCGAGUACAUGCUCAAUGCCAUUCCCAAGAGGCUGUGCCUGGUGUGUGGCGACAUUGCCUCAGGGUACCACUACGGGGUGGCCUCCUGUGAGGCCUGCAAAGCCUUUUUCAAAAGGACGAUACAAGGGAACAUCGAGUACAGCUGUCCGGCCACCAACGAAUGCGAGAUCACCAAAAGGAGACGCAAAUCAUGCCAGGCCUGCCGCUUCAUGAAAUGUCUUAAAGUUGGCAUGUUAAAAGAAGGCGUACGUCUGGACCGGGUGAGAGGGGGGCGACAGAAGUACAAACGAAGGUUGGAUGCAGAGAAUGGCGCCUACCUCGGCCUCACCAUCCCCCCUCCAGCUAAGAAACCAUUGACGAAGAUCGUUUCCCAUCUGUUGGUGGUGGAGCCAGAGAAGAUCUACGCCAUGCCUGACCCUACCAUGCCUGACGGAGACAUCAAGGCCCUGACCACGCUGUGCGACUUGGCCGACCGCGAGCUGGUGGUCAUCAUUGGCUGGGCCAAACAUAUCCCAGGUUUUUCCACUCUGUCACUGGCAGACCAGAUGAGUCUUCUGCAGAGUGCCUGGAUGGAGAUCCUGGUGCUGAGCAUCGUGUUUCGCUCGCUGCCCUGCGAGGACGAGAUUGUGUACGCAGAGGACUAUGUGGUGGACGAGGAGCAGGCGAGGAUCUCUGGCCUGCUGGACUUGCACGUCGCCAUCCUGCCGCUGGUCCGACGCUACAAGAAGCUGCGCAUGGAGAAGGAGGAGUUUGUCACACUCAAAGCCAUCGCCCUUGCCAACUCAGACUCCAUGCACAUAGAGAAUAUCGAGGCCGUCCAAAGGCUCCAGGAUUCCCUCCACGAGGCCCUGCAGGACUUUGAGGGCUCCCAGCACCCAGAGGACCCUCGACGGGCAGGCAAGCUCCUAAUGACCCUGCCUCUGCUCCGUCAGACCGCCACCAAGGCGGUUCAGCACUUCUACAGCAUCAAAAUGCAGGGCAAAGUCCCCAUGCACAAACUAUUCCUCGAGAUGUUAGAAGCCAAGGCUUGACACCCGGGGCCAGAUGUUUGACAGACAGCUGCAUCACCCAAAUGCAAGGCGAGAGACAGCCCGUGAAAAUGAAGGUGGUGUGCCAAUUGACAGUUAAAGGAUGAAGCUUUGGACUACUGAGUCGUUUUAACACUUUUAAACGGUAAUAAACAUAAAAGAAAAAUGGAACUUGAGAUGGUUUAAAAUGGGUGAAUAUCAACCUGAUUGAUGUGGGAUCAUGAUGAUGUAUAUAAAGAUGUUGUGUACAGAAAUCAGGCAACCGGGGUCUUGUUAUAACCAGAGGCCCAUUGCUAUAUAUCACCUGAAGCUUCUGUGAAUUUGUUUCUUAUCUUAUUUUCAUCUCAAAAUGGAAGUGUGUUAAUAUAAAUGUCCUAAAGAACUGUGCGGCUACACGGCCACAUGAUGUGUUUUCAUUUCUUUCUUUGAUAUUUUCUAAUCUCAGUUGUUAAAGCAAUAGUCUCUAACUGGUCUACAUAUAAUAUGUGUACUGUAUAUUGUGUGAAAUUGCACUGGGCGGGGGGAGAAUUGUUAGACAUAUUCUUAUAUUCGUCAUCAAAGAAAGCACUACCCACCGCGGGUAUGUUCGAUUCUGGAUUUCCUCGUAAUAUAUUUACCUCGUAGUAGCUUCAUCGACUCAGUGGUUAUAGUCAACUUGGUGCUUACAGAAGGACGGUGGUUGGCUAGUGAUCAUAGUUCACAAAGAGUUUGCACUAAGCAUCUAUGAAUAACGUGGCAAUAAUGGGUAUCGUACUAGCGAGCUCUGUCCGGCAGCGUCUGAGUCUCGGUCAGUGGUUUCUGCUUCUAGAGACUAAACCUUCUCCUCACUUCUCUCUGUGUUCAGUGUCGUAUGGAAAUAUUGGCAACUAAACAUACUGUGAAACAUACACGUGAUAAGCUAUAUUCUGUGCUGAGAAUUUUCCAACUAUACUGUGUGGCUUGUCAUAAAAAGUUGAUUUUAUGUGAAUGCAGAUAAAAGGCACAAUAACAGCAACAUCUAUGCAAUUUAAAGCAAUCUAAUAAGCCCUUUAAUUCAGCCUGAUAGCCCUGCAAUAAGAACUACCUUUGUGAUGGUUGUAGUUUGUGUCACACAAGUGAAAAUUCAACCCUAUAGUCAUUUAUGGGUAUACAGUUUGUGAUGGCGAUGUAUUAGAUUGCAAUGGAUUGUAUAGGUUUUGCUUUUUCUUGUGCCCCCCCCCCCCCCCCCUUUAAUUUAGGUUGUACUCCCAAACAACAAGUGUCACUAUAUCGAUAGCAUUAUCUCCACAGCUAAUCACGUCAGUCCUUGGAUGUAUGUGAUACCAAAGUCUGUGUGCUGGCCUCACAUAUCUGAACUUCUCUCUCUCUGAAUAUCUUUGGGUUUUCACUCUUUUCUGAAACUUUAAAAGACAAAACAAUUAGUCUACCUAUCUAUCAAAAAAAAAGCAGAUUAAUCAUAACUUAAUCAUUCUUAAACAAGAAAUAAGUUUUGAAACUAUAUCAGCAAGGCUUAAACUUUGAUAAAGAUGUACUGACUUGCCACAGCUGAAACUUGACAAAUUAAGUGUUUCCUUGAGAGAUAAUUUUCCCCUUGAUCCUUGGGAUCUAUCUGAGUUUCAAGGGGGGAAGUACAAAUAAAAAACAAUGCACUGUUUUUUAUGACCGAGGAUGUUUAGGCCCUUUGUCUCAUGGAUCGCUUGAAUUUAAGGUACCAGCCUUUUAAACCUGCUAGGAUAUAACACUGUAACGUAGAUGAAUAAGUCUAAAUGUUUGUGUGCAACAAUAUAAUGACACGUGUGUUUCUGAGAAUGACUUGAAUUGCACUCUGAAUUAAAACCCAACAUCAAUAAGGACAGGCUAUAUCAGACCUCAGAUCACGGCUCCCUGAUGUUCUGUAUCAGCUUUUUAGCCCAUCUUUAACGAAGGUGCUAAUCAUUCUGUGUACGUUCCCACAAACACUGACGCUCUGACACACUGAGGUGCACAAGCUGAGCUAAUAACAUGUAUAUUCCAGAAGUGGUAGUAGACUUUUAGAACGUAAUAUUUAUCCAUUUUUAAUCAGUUGCCAAAUUAUUCAAAGAAAGCAAUUAGAGUAAUGUGACACAGUUAUCAACGUAUUUCUUCCUGUCCUGAUAACCUGAGCAGGUUGGAUGGAACGUGUUAUCAUAAGAUCACAUAAUACAAUAAUAGAUUAACCAGCUGCUCGUAGGAUUUUAGUGAAACAGACUUUGUCCCUUUUGAACACUUUAAAGCCGCCUUGUCUUUAAAGUGUCAAGUGCCAUUAGCUUCUGCCCAAACAAGAAGAAACCGGAAAUCCAAGCAACCAGUAACUACAGACAAUCCCCACAGGAACAGACUCUAUUGAUUCACCGUAGCGUAAUGCAUAGAUAAUUAUAACCCAAUACGGUAGAGAAUACAAUUCCCAUGAUGCACUUCCCCAAAUGUAUAACCAGCUAAUCCAUCCCCAGUUGAAAUUAGGGAUGAAUCACCUCUGUACAGUAGCAAACCAAAGCGUAGUGUCUUUGAAUACUUUAAAGUGAAACACGAGUAAUGUCGAUUAAGCUGCAUUUUGAGCCAGCCGCUGAACUUGACUGCUGUUUCCACAUAAAUAUGGAUGUUAUUUACAGUAUUUUAAUAAUAGUAGCAUCUUCAUUCUGCUGAGUGUCCAGCUGUGCAUUCAUUCAUUUUGAGCAGCCUCUAAAUCUUCGAUGGUGAUCUUUUCUUUUUUUUCUCCCCAUACUGUGUUGAGUAAAAGGAAAGUGUUUCGACAAGCUCCAUCUGUUCACGUCGUGCUGGUUGUGUGAAGUGUUAAUGAACACGUUCCGGCCAAGAACUUGACCCAAACAGGAAAAAAAAAAAAAAAACCCUGACCUUUCCCUCCUCUGAUCAGAGUUUGGUCACGUUCCUCCUCUGUGCACUUUGAAGACUGAUAGCAGAUAAUUGUUUCCCAACUUUCCCCUCGCCCAAAUUAAUAUAAGAAAAUAAAAGAAAAAUGCUUAAUUUAUUUUCAGAGUUCUAAAACGGUUCUACUACAUCCAAUUAAUUCUAAUUGUCUCCUAAGCUGAAAUUCUCAAUAGAAAUGGAGCAAUUAAAUUUCUGCUUUGGCUCUACCUUGGGGACAAGAGACGUUUUAUUUCGGUUGACGGUGGGGAGGGUUUGUCUAAACCUUUACAAAGGCGAUUUCAUGGGUGUCUGUAAUAGUUUCAUAACAGAGCGAUCACUGGGCUAUGCAAGGCAAAUAUGGCCACCUAUGUUCCUUGUGCUGUGGAACAUCAGACUGGCAUUUAGUUGUGCUUUGUUUACAACGUGGGCAUACUGUACAGAGCUGUACACAGCAAAUGUAUUGUGCAUAUUUCACUAUACUAUACUGUAGCUGCUGUGCUUUGAUAUAGCAAUGAUCAUCUGUUUAUUUUGCCCGUUUAAUGAGUUUUCUUCAUGAUGUAUUAGCAACUUCAACACAAAUUUAGAGCCCACCUGAAUAGCCGUUAUUUUUUUUUGUUUUCUGUGUCUGUGUCUCUUAACGCUGAAACAUGCGCUCUGUGUCCUCAUCGAUUUUGGUUAUCGGCACAGCAGGACAUAUAGCCAGUGAAGUCAUCUAGACCCUAUACCUCAAUUCAUAUUUUGAAAAUUACACUGGGUUUGGAAGCGGGCCAUGGGUUCCUCCUGGGAAUCAGUGGCACAGAAAUAAAGUGACAUCACUGACUGGGUAUUAAAAAAAAAUGUAGAUGAACCUACUGCAAUUGGGGAACACAUUCCUCGGAGGAGAAAGCUGCUUAUUCGCUGUUCCAUUUGCGGACUUAUCUUAUCUCCAUGCACUCUGAGAUGACGAGAUUUACAUAAAACAUGGAGGAACCUCCCUGGCUGUUCAGGUCCGCGGUGUAUAAAGGACCCUUCCUAGGUGUAUGUACCAUAGACAUGUGAUUACCCAAGAGUUUUACUCCCCUCAAAAGCAAUAUGUUAGCAAUUGUGAUAUAUGAAUCAAGUUAAAAGGAAGCUUUGGUUCGUUUUAAUUAUAUUAUACCUUGUGCUCAGAAAAUAACAGGGUAACUAUGCACACGUUCACAGUGCCGGGAAGACGAAAAAGGGAAAAAUGUGAAAAAUGUUCGAACUGAGACGCAAACAGCCAACCACAGCUAGGUUUCACUGGACAGUAUUGUGUGCCAUUUUCUUGUGUUUUGUUUGUUGUGUUCAUGCCUACUGUACC
Toxotes jaculatrix (banded archerfish) is the source of this 5918-nucleotide messenger RNA. RefSeq names its product steroid hormone receptor ERR2-like. The record is from RefSeq and is a predicted model, not a curated record. NCBI's taxonomy places the organism in Eukaryota, Metazoa, Chordata, Actinopteri, Toxotidae. The coding region runs from base 368 to 1738 and encodes 456 amino acids. Gene Ontology annotation, cellular component: nucleus. The transcript is spliced from 7 exons. Gene Ontology annotation, biological process: regulation of DNA-templated transcription. Gene Ontology annotation, molecular function: sequence-specific DNA binding; nuclear steroid receptor activity; DNA-binding transcription factor activity.